Molecule: messenger RNA, 3633 nt
Organism: Ictalurus punctatus (channel catfish)
Lineage: Eukaryota; Metazoa; Chordata; Actinopteri; Siluriformes; Ictaluridae
Product: von Willebrand factor A domain-containing protein 7
Exons: 16
Coding region: 77-2890 (937 amino acids)
Source: RefSeq, a predicted model, not a curated record
GAAAGGAAAAAGCAUAAGGAAAUGUUCACUGCAACAGAGGUUCACUGAUCAUCUAGACCAUCAACUUUAAGUUUUGAUGAUCAUAACCACAAACAUGCUGAUCAAGACAUUGAUGUAUUCCAUGAUGUUCCUCAUGACAAGUCAAACUCUGGCCUUUAAGAUUUUGUGGUCAAAUUCAAAGAAGCAUCAGGACAUAACCCGUGAUGCAAUUUUACAGACAACAGCCGAUAUCUGCAGAUUGCGAGCGUUACAAGAGGGACAAAGUUUUGUUCUGGCAGGUGAACCGACAGUAACUUCAGUGGCAAGAGGGUGUUACUCAUCUGAUUCAGUCAAAGAUUUUCAAAGGAGCAUUGAUACAAUAAGUAAAUGCAAUUCCUGGGUUGACAUUAGGCAUCCUUUUACUGGAAGUUACCAUUUUGACAAUGAGGAGUUUUUAGCUGGAUGGAAUCUUAUUACUAAAGGAGUUUCUGCUGUCAAAUACAGUAUCAAGCAGCAGAGUUAUCAAGCUGCCAGAGAGGCACUUGGUAAAAUCCUACACACUUUGCAGGAUUUCUACAGUCAUAGUAACUGGAUUGAACUAGGAAACAGAGAACCUUAUUCCACCCUGAUUAAACCAGACACCCCAAUUAACAACAUAGCAGAUUCAGCAACCUGCAGGCCUUGUAAUGGCAAAGACUGUACAGGAAACAUCCUGGAAGAGAUCAUUGCACAGAAGAAAUUAACAUCAGGAUAUUUUGGUUUCUCAAAACCAAAAGGAAAAUGCAGUCAUGGAGGAAUAAUUGAUCCAUCAAGUUGGUGGCAAGGUGGAAUAAAUAAGGAUGCUUCCGAUUCCAGCCAUGGUCAUCUACAUGAAGUGGCAGCAUCGGUAGCCACUGCUGCUACCAGAGAGCUACUGCAAGACAUUAGAGCAGCAGUUGGAGAUUCUGAGUUUCUUAGACUGAUGGGACUCAGCCAGACGUCAGUGCUGUGUUUUGUUAUCGACACCACUAGCAACAUGUCUGAAGACAUUGACGAAGUCAGGAGAGUUACUUCAUCCAUCAUUGACAGUAAAACAGGCACUGCAGCUCAACGUUCAGAAUACAUCCUGGUACCAUUUAAUGACCCUGAUUAUGGCCCACUUUCAAGAACAACUGAUCCUAAUGUAUUUAAAAAGCAACUCAAUGCACUUACAGCUGCUGGUGGAGGAGAUUCUCCUGAAAUGUGUCUCUCAGGACUUCAGCUCGCCAUCACUGGAUCUCCAACACAGACUGAGAUUUUUGUUUUCACCGAUGCUGAUGCAAAAGAUAAAUGGUUGAGAAAUACUGUACAAGCCCUUAUUGAGAGAACAAAGUCUGUAGUGACUUUUAUGCUAACCAACUCCGUUAGUUCUCAGCAUCGCAGAAGGAAUGACGAGAUUGCAAAUGGCCAGCAGCAAGUUUCUCAGGUUUUCAAUUCUCAGGUCUACCAGGACCUGGCUCAGGCCUCUGGGGGCCAUGCUAUUGAGGUCACCAAAGAAACACUGUCCCAAGCUACUAACAUUAUUGCAGUUACCUCUAGAUCUACACUGGUCACUCUAUUCCAGGCUAUAAGAAAUACAGCAAAAGUGGAAAUCUUCUCAGUCUUUGUGGAUUCUUCUGUGCAAAACCUGACCAUUUUCAUCACAGGCAACUCUCCAGAUUACACCAUCACUAGUCCCUCAGGAAUCUCACAGAGCAGCACUGAACUGAUUGGGGCGUUGGGGCUUAUUCAGAGAGUUGGUAACUUUCACACAGUGCAACCAAAUAUUUCAGACCCCACUGGAUUGUGGCUUUUCAGUGUUAAAUCAACACAGCUCUACACCAUCAGAGUUGUUGGUCAAAGCGAGGUUGAUUUCCUGUUUGACUUUGUAGAACUUUCCCAGGAGUUUCAUUCAAGCUAUGCUGUAUUAAACAGCAGGCCUGCAGCUAACACCAAUAUCACGUUGAUGGUAUCCAUGGUCGGUGGGGACAGUCUGAGGCCUACAAAGGUGUCUCUGGUGGAAGCCUCAAGUUCAAACUCUUUAAAUGGAACACUAGAAGAGGUAGCUAGUGGGCAGUACUUAGUGACCUUCAACAGCAUCCCAGCAGGAGAGUUUACUGUUCGUGUAGAUGGACAGAUCAGUUCUUCUAGAUCUUCAAAUAACACCUUUCAGAGACAGUCACCAACUCAAUUCCAAACAUCAAGUGUGACCAUUACUACUCAACCUGUUGGAACAAUUGAACCAGGAAAACCAUUCACUCUGCCUUUUACAGUGGAAACCAGCAGCUCUGGAGGAAGCUUUAAUAUCAGAGUCAGCAAUGAUCGCAAUUUUGACACCCACUUUAACACAUCCAUAACUCUCGAGAGUGGGGGCAGUGCGAAUGGUGCAGUAACUCUGACUGUUCCUGAAAAUACUUCCUCUGGAACUGAUGUCACUCUGACGAUUGAAGCUGAAGAAAUGGAUGGAGGUGAUUCCAAUUACAUUGUGCUGCGCCUUGCUAUUGUUGCUCCGGUAACAGACAUUACUCAUCCACUAUGUGAGGAGGUUACCAUAAAUGCUGACUGUUCAGUGAACUGCAGCCUUUCCUCAUGGUACCUCACUGCCAAAAUGACUGAUGGGUCAGGUAUUCAAAGUGUGAGAGUCCUCCAGGGAAAUGGCACACUCAUCACCACCACUGUUCUCAGUGACACAGGGAUGAAUGUCACGAUGGUAGUCUACAACUCAUCUUGCUGUUUCCGAGAGUUGGAACUGGUUGCUGUGGAUGCAGUGGGAAAUGUUGCCACCUGCUUCAAAUCUCUGAGAGCUAGAGCUGCUCCAGGCGGCUUCACUUAUGAUGCAGAAUUUCUCUUGAUUUUGCCUGCUUGUCUUUGGCUAAAUAUUGGAGCCUCUGUUUACCAAUUUAUGCAGCUCUAAGAAAUCUGCAUAUUUGGGCCUAUAUAAUACUAAUUCUGUAAUUAUUUUUUACAUUACGCAGUAAAAUGGUAGGUUUGUUAAAGAAAGAGAUAUAAAGAGGGUUUUAUAAUACAAGUUUAAAAUAUAAGUAAGUUCUUAAAUGACUGGGAAAUGUCAUGUACAUGCAAGAUUUUUAAAAAUACAUUUCUAUUACAAUGUAAUAUCUACAUGCAGCAUAGGUUUUCAGGUUUCAGGUUCUAGUUGUACUUAAUCUUGCAGGUUCUAGUAUAGAAUUAAUGUUUGCAGUUGUAAUUAUGUAAACAUAAUUAAAAUGUAAGUGCAUGUAUGUAUGAAUGUAAGUUUUAAUUAAACUGAAUUACAUGCUGGCACCUUAUAUACAACAAGAUUUACAGAUGACGAUGACGAUGAUCGGAUGUUACUUAACUCAUACAAGGUUAUUUGAGCCAUGUUUUGCACAUACAGUCCCCUCCAAAACUAUUGGAGCGGCAAGGACAAUUCAAUUGUUUUCCUGUAGACUGAAGAACUUUCGGUUUGAGAUCAAAAGUUAAAUACGAGCAGAGAGUUUAGAAUUUCAGCUUUUAUUCCCUGGUAUUUAUAUGUAGAUGUUUUAAACAACAUAGAACAUAGUACAUUUUGUUUCAGACCACCCAAUUCAAAAGCGAAAAACAUGUGGCUAUGUCAAGAUCACGAGAAAAUUAAGUCGUGAUCACGAGAAAACAACAGAAAAAAAAUUAAUAAUGCAU